This is a messenger RNA of Cygnus olor (mute swan), 662 nucleotides long. RefSeq names its product betacellulin (gene BTC). Bases 53 to 568 code for a protein of 171 amino acids. The record is from RefSeq and is a predicted model, not a curated record. Gene Ontology annotation, biological process: epidermal growth factor receptor signaling pathway; positive regulation of mitotic nuclear division; positive regulation of cell population proliferation. Lineage: Eukaryota; Metazoa; Chordata; Aves; Anseriformes; Anatidae. The transcript has 6 exons.
CCGCCGCGGCCGCCGGGCACCGGGCACCGGGCAGGCGGAGGCUGCGGCGCCCAUGGAAGCGGCGGCGGCCCCGGUGCCGGGCGGCGGCCCCGGUCCCCUGCUGCUCUGCCUGGCCCUCGCCUCCGGCCUGGCUCUUUUCAGCUGUGUGGGCGCCGACGCCAACGUGACCGAGGGGCUGCCCUGCGAGGGCUGUGCAGGUAACGUGACGCAGCUGCGGCGGCGGGGCCACUUCUCCCGGUGCCCCGAGGAGUACCGGCACUACUGCGUCAAGGGCAGGUGCCGCUUCCUCGUGGCCGAGGCAGCGCCGGCUUGCGUGUGCGAACGGGGCUACACGGGGGCGCGGUGCGAGCGGGUGGACAUCUUCUACCUGCGGGGCGACCGGGGCCAGAUCGUGGUUAUCUCCCUCAUCGCUGGCAUCGUCAUCCUCAUCGUCUUUGUCGUCUGCACCUGCCUCUGCGCACACCACUGUCGGAAGCAGCGCAGGAAGAGGAAGGAAGAGGAGAUGGAGACGCUGAGCAAGAACCUGCCCUCCAAAAGCGAGGACGUGCUGGAGACAGACGUCGCAUGAAGCAGCGGCUGCAGGAACCUGCAGGCGGGUCCCAGCGCCGGCCAGAGGGGCAAGGGGUCGCGCUUGUCACGGUGCUAAUAAAAGGGUGACCGAA